GCCCGCCAUGACCCCGCCCCUUCGCGCGAGCUGAGGCGAGGCCUGCGGGAGAUGGACGUUUCCGCUCGUAGCGAAGGGGAGUGACACAGGAGGCGCAUCAUGAGGUUCGCGCACUUGGUGGCCCGCCAGCUCCCUGGAGGAUUGUUCUCCCUGAAAUGCUCCUAUCCCUCGGGGUGUCCCACUCCAGUGUUGUGGGCAACUCCCAAGAGCUUUUCCGGGUGUCCCAAAAAUAUAUGGAGUCUGCUCGGAUUCCUGGGCCAGAGACUGCAGUGCAUGAGGCUGAGGCCUUUCAGCUCAUCACAGGGUCUCUGUAAGUUACACAACCGAGACUUGAAACAGAUUGACCCUGCCAGCUCUCCUGAAGCUAUCAGGAAACAUGAAGAAGAAUCGGAAGAAUCGGAAGACGGUGAUGCAGAUGUAGGCUUCGGAACACUAUCUAAUAAAUUUUCUUCUAGAAAAUAUUUUAACAAAACAACAUCAGAGUUGCAGAAUUUAAGAUUUCAAGCAGAGGAGGAAGAAGAGCCAGAAUGGAAACCUAGACGUGGUCCUAAGAACACACCAUACUGGUACUUUCUGCAAUGCAAGGCACUGAUAAAGGAAGACAAGCUGGCAGAGGCUCUGAAGCUGUUUGAGGUGCAGAUGCUGAAGGAAGAGCGUCUGCAGCCAGAGGAAAGCAACUACACUAUUCUGAUUGGUGGCUGUGGCAGGGUCGGCUAUGUGAAGAAGGCAUUCAGACUUUACAAUGAUAUGAAAAAGCGGGGUUUAAUCGCCACAGACGCUACAUACACAGCCCUCUUCAAUGCCUGUGCUGAGUCACCAUGGAAAGAUUCGGGCCUGCAGAGUGCGCUCAAACUACGGCAAGAACUAAAGAGCAAAAAUCUGGAGCUGAAUCUGAUAACGUAUCACGCUCUGCUGAAAGUAUGUGCCAUCUGCUCAGAUCUCAGGACAUGCUUUGACAUACUGAAGGAAAUUGUGCAUAAAGGCCAUGCUGUCACCACAGAGACCUUCAGCUUCCUUCUCAUGGGCUGCAUAAAGGACAAGGAGAGUGGCCUCAGAUAUGCCUUGCAGGUUUGGCGACAAAUGACUAAAUUGGGAAUUAAACCUGAUGGUUACAUUUACAAUUUGAUGCUCCAUGCUGCAAGGGAUUGUGGAAUAGGUGACCCAGUUGUGGCUUCUGACUUGUUGCUAAGAAGCACAGAUGAAAACCCUACUCAAGUAAAGCUCAUAUCGGGUAGGCGGGGUCAAAAGGUGAAAGGUCAGAAAAGGAAGGGAGCAGACAGUGGAAUUUCUACUCAGUUGGAUGUGGAAACCAUGGAAAAACAAAUAUUUCAAGAAAAUUCCAGAAAAGCUGAGGAACACUUAAUCAGCCAUGGAGACAAAGAUGUGAGUGAGGUUCAGGCUGAGCCAGGAACUGGAUUAGCUGGUCUCACUAAUAAGACAGUAGAAUGCAGUAGGAUUGGAGACUUCAGAAGAAACCAGGCUAUUUCAGAUCCGCCUCAGACAAACCGAGGUCAGUUUUUUGAGCCUGCUUGUAACCUGCCCAAUUUGUUGGACUUGAAAAUCUCCAAUAAGAACUUGGUUUCCUUAGGGACCGUAGCAACGGCCUCUGAUAGACUGGCUUUGAUGGGGAACAUGGAGGGGUUUUUGAAUAAAAUGAAAGAGGACAAUGUGGCACCCAAUAUUAAGACUUUCACACUGUUGGCUGAGCUGAUUGAACCUCUGAGCCAGUCAGAAUCCUCUUUAUUGACAGUCUUGGAUGAACAUAAAGUGAAAGUAGAUGUGACCUUUUUUAAUACUUUGUUGAGAAAGAAGAGUAAACUGGGAGACCUAGAAGGUGCAAAGGGCAUGCUGGCAGCUUUAGUGCAGAGGGGAAUAUCACCCAACAUACAGACGUUUUGUAACUUGGCAAUAGCCUGCCACAGAGAGAGAGAUGGACUGCAGUUACUUUUGGACAUGAAGAAGUCUGGGAUUACUCCCAACACCCACAUCUACAGCACCCUUAUCAAUGCAGCUGUGAAGCAGUUGGACUAUACUUACCUCACAGAAAUCCUACGAGACAUGAGAAAGAACCAGGUCCCCCCAAAUGAAGUUGUCAUACGCCAGCUGGAGUUUGCAGCUCAGUAUCCACCUCAGUUUGACAGGUAUAAGUCAAAGAACACAUACCUGGAGAAGAUUGAUGGGUUCAGAGGCUACUAUUUCCGCUGGCUAAAAGCAAUGGUAGCAGAGGAGACUCCGCACCCAUGGGCAAAAUACAGAACUAAGGAUUCAGCUGCCAAGGGCAGUACAGAGGACACGCAGCCCCAGGGCACCAGAGAACAGUAACUAUUGAGAGCAAGUCUGUAUUCUCCCUGUGUGGAAUGUGCAUUACAUCAGAUGCUGGAACUACCUAGACAGGAAUUUGGAGGGUUGUUUCCUUCAGGUGUCUUAUAGCUGGCAGCACUGUACUUGUAUGUUCUGACUGUUUAAUAAAGUAUCAUCUCACCAGAAAGGAGAAAUAAGAACCAAAAAGGACUGGAUGGUCAUCAGCACUGCAUAGCUUCCCACCACUGUUAACAGAUGCUUAGUUACUAAGUGGCAAGCUUGUGUUAAAUUCUGUAAGAGGUUUUAAUUGUCAGAGUUGUUAGAAACAACUACUCAGUGGUUGUCUAAUUCAUCUGCAGAGGUAGAUCAUAAGGCAGUUUUUGAUUCCAUCUGUGUCUGUGUCCAGGCACCACUGAAGAAAAGGGCCUUUAGACCUGAACAACAGCUGAUGUCUGCUGCUCCCUAUAAAAGGAAACUAGCAUCUUCUUAGGGAACUAUCACCCCUCAAACUUCAGUAACAAAGGAAAUGUAAAAAGUAAGACCUUUUUUUUCAAAGGUCAAAACACUUAUUAGAUGCAAAUGUUUUGCUAUUAAUUUUCCACAGAAGCACUUCCUGCUGUUUUUAGUAAGGAUACAAUGUGAUUACAUGUAGCAGAGGAGAUGAAGUAUAUGAUAGAGAGAGAACUUAAAAUGCUUAACACUAACAGCUGCUUGUGAAAUACAGCUGCUAAGCAUUUGUAACAUUGACAACCUGAGGCGUUUUUGGCUCAAAUAGGAGACGAUACACAUUUGACCCUAGGUUACUUUCCUUACUGUUUGCCAAAGGGCGUGAUAAUUUCAUGAAAUUAAAUACUCAGUUUGUAGGUCCAUACUGUUCCACUAGACUUAUGCCAUUCCUGUUAAGCAAUUUAUUGAAAGCUGCCUUCCCCUCCACCUAGAGAAGUGUUCAGGGCUUGAAAGUUGGCGGUCUGGGACUUGCUAGAUUUAGUAACAGACAAGAAUUCCAAACCCCAGAAACUUACUCCUAACAGAAAGCUGUAACCCAGGGAGAAUGAGGAAACUUGAUUUUCCAAUGGUACAACACGCAAGCAAGCCAACUAGCCUCUCUAGUACUGAAAUUUGAAGUAAUAGAAAACCUGUACAGUAGUUUCUGUAUACCUGCCUCACUAUCUUGCUUUAGGGAGUCACUUUGUAAUUAGGACACUACUAUUAAAGACAAAGGGAUAGUUGUACAAACUCAGCUUCCAGGAUAUGGCAUAGAGUUGUCAUUUGUUAAGGAUUACACCCCAUUCACAGGUGCCUCUACUACUGACAAUACAGCUCUGCUGCCAAGAGCCACAUGCCAUUGUGUGUGUGAAUGUGUAAUCAGUCUUUGAACUGCCUUAUCACAAAAGAUUAUGCUACUCCACUGUGAGGGGAGGUAAGAUUUUAUUUUAAAAUAAAAUGGUUAUACAAGACUAGUCAAAAUCA
Messenger RNA from Gopherus flavomarginatus (Mexican gopher tortoise), 3771 nucleotides. It is a transcript of the gene PTCD1, whose product is annotated as pentatricopeptide repeat domain 1. Gene Ontology annotation, cellular component: mitochondrial matrix. Gene Ontology annotation, biological process: tRNA 3'-end processing. Lineage: Eukaryota; Metazoa; Chordata; Testudines; Testudinidae. Gene Ontology annotation, molecular function: protein binding; tRNA binding. The transcript is spliced from 9 exons. The record is from RefSeq and is a predicted model, not a curated record. Bases 100 to 2322 code for a protein of 740 amino acids.